Molecule: messenger RNA, 4503 nt
Organism: Oncorhynchus nerka (sockeye salmon)
Lineage: Eukaryota; Metazoa; Chordata; Actinopteri; Salmoniformes; Salmonidae
Product: eukaryotic translation initiation factor 4 gamma 2-like
Exons: 21
Coding region: 851-2938 (695 amino acids)
Cellular component (GO): eukaryotic translation initiation factor 4F complex
Molecular function (GO): translation initiation factor activity; mRNA binding; protein binding
Source: RefSeq, a predicted model, not a curated record
GUAGAUUACAGUCAGCGUUCUUCUCACCAGUGCGAGGUCUGGCCCUGGAACGCACUGCUUUUUAUUUCAGUAUUUCCAGUUAAUUAAUCACGACCAAACAGGGUCCUUCCUUCUUUAUUUUUAUUUCUCACAUUUGGAAACCACACAACCUACAAAACUGACGUUCCUUCGGUGAAGGUCGCUUUUGCCUACCCCCACCCAUUGAAUAUUAUUAUUUUCGGGAAUUCAUCGUUGUCAAGCCGCCAAAGUGGAGAGUGUGAUUGCAGAAGGGGGUGCUUCUCGUUUCAGUGCUUCUUCGGGUGGGGGAGGAGGUAGGGGUGCCUCUCAGUACCAUCCCAAGACUGUCGGCAACAGCGAGUUCCUGGGGAAAGCCCCAGGAUCUAGCGUUCAGAGAUGGGUUCCUUCACGAAGCACUAGACGAGAUGCCAAUGCCUCCAAUGAAAAAGAACGACAUGAUGCAAUCUUCAGGAAAGUGAGAGGCAUACUUAAUAAACUGACCCCCGAGAAGUUUGACAAGCUAUGCCUUGAGCUCCUGAAUGUGGGCGUAGAUUCAAAACUCGUCCUAAAAGGAGUGAUCUUGCUGAUUGUUGACAAAGCCCUCGAAGAGCCCAAGUAUAGCUCGCUUUAUGCACAGCUAUGUCUGCGCUUGGCAGAGGACGCACCGAACUUUGACGGCCCAUCGCCAGAGAUCCAAACGUCACAAAAACAAAGCACCACAUUCAGGAGACUUUUGAUUUCUAAGCUUCAAGAUGAAUUUGAGAACCGUGCCAGAAAUGUUGAAAUCUAUGACAAACAUGACAACCCUCUUACCUCUGAGGAAGAAGAGCAGCAUGCCAUUGCCAAGUUUAAGAUGCUGGGAAAUAUCAAAUUCAUUGGGGAACUUGGCAAACUCGAUCUUAUCCAUGAAUCUAUCCUUCAUAAGUGCAUCAAAACACUUUUGGAAAAGAAGAAGAGAGUCCAACUUAAGGAUAUGGGGGAAGAUUUGGAGUGCCUCUGUCAGAUAAUGAGAACAGUGGGGCCUAGACUCGAUCAUGAAAAGGCUAGGUCUUUAAUGGAUCAGUACUUUGGCCGUAUGAAAUCCUUAAUGAACAACAAGGACUUGCCGGCAAGGAUUCGUUUCCUGGUGCAGGAUUCAGUGGAGUUGCGAGAGAACAAUUGGGUGGCUCGCAAAGCUUUUAUCGAUAAUGGACCAAAGACGAUUAACCAGAUUCGUCAGGAAGCAGUAAAAGAUUUGGGUGUUUUUAUUCCACCAAUGGCCCAGGGAAUGAGGACUGACUUCUUUUUGGAGGGGCCCUUCAUGCCUAGGUUGAAACUUGACAGGGAAACUCUUGGCGGGUUGGCGGAUAUGUUUGGACAGAUGCCAGGGAGUGGGAUCGGCACAGGCCCUGGAGUGAUUCAGGACCGGUAUUCACCCACCAUGGGCCGUCACCGCACCAACCCACUCUUCAACGGGCACACAGCCCCUGCUACCCAGUCUCAGUUUGAGAUGGGAGGCAAGCCCUUCAUCAAAUCUAACCAGGGGCAGAAUCCAAUUUUCCAGAACCAGCAACAGCAGGCUCAGUCUAAGGACAUGGCACCGCGUUUCAUCAAGAAAGGAUCGCUCAACGCUGAUGAGGUACAACACCUGAUCAGUCUAAGGCCGGCACAGUCAUUCCUUCUCAACACAAACCAAGUGCCAAAGUUGCAGCCGCAGAUACCAACAAUGAUUCCUCCAAGUGCUCAACCUCCACGCACUCAAACGCCACCACUGGGACAGCCUCCUCUGCUUGGUCUGAAAACCAACCCUCCUCCAAUUCAGGAAAAACCUCCAAAGACCACCAAGAAACUGCCUCCUGCAAAGGAAGAGUUGCUUAAGAUGACCGAGACCAUAGUGACCGAUUACCUGAACAGCAAAAACAUUGAUGAAGCUGUGAACAGUGUAAGAGAGAUGAAGGCUCCCAAACACUUCCUGCCUGAGAUGUUGAGCAAGAUCGUGAUCUGUUCUCUUGACUGCCCAGACGAAGACAAGGAGCAUGCCAGCACCUUGAUCCACACACUCCGCACAGAGGGCCUUGUUACUGGGGAGAGCUUCAUGCGGGCUUUUCUCAGUGUUCUGGACCAGUGUCCCAAGAUCGAAGUGGACAUUCCUCUGGUGAAGUCCUACUUGGCCCAGUUUGCAGCGCGAGCCAUCAUCGCAGAGCUGGUGAGCAUGGACGAGCUAGCCCACCCUCUGGAGAAUGGCACCCACUUCCCCCUUUUCCUGCUUUGUCUGCAACAGACUGCCAAGCUGAAGGAUCGUGAGUGGCUCACUGAUCUAUUCCAGCAAAGCAAGGUCAACAUGCAGAAGAUGCUGCCUGAAAUCGACCAAAACAAGGAUCGCAUGCUGGAGAUCUUGGAGGGCAAAGGCCUGAGCUUCUUAUUCCCACUCAUGAAGCUGGAAAAGGAACUGCUGAAGCAGAUCAAAGCAGACCCCUCUCCCCAGUGCAUUUACAAGUGGAUCAAGGACAACAUCUCCCCUAAGCUCCACACCGACAAGGGCUUCGUCAACAUCCUCAUGACCAGUUUCUUGCAGUACAUUGCCCAAGAGAUAAAUGCCAGUGAGGAAGAAGACCAGUUAUCAGCCCCCACUAAAGAACAGCUGGACCAGGAGAAGCAGCUGCUGCUGGUCUUCAAGCCAGUGAUGCAGAAGUUCCUGCAUGAUCACCAGGAUCUGCAAGUCGGUGCCCUCUACGCACUGCAGGUCCACUGCAAUGCUAAAACUUUCCCUAAAGGAAUGUUACUGCGCUAUUUUGUCCACUUCUAUGAUAUGGAAAUCAUUGAAGAAGAAGCCUUUCUUGCAUGGAAAGAAGACAUAACUCAAGAGUUUCCUGGGAAGGGGAAAGCAUUAUUCCAGGUGAACCAGUGGCUGACCUGGCUGGAGACUGCUGAGGAAGAGGAGUCUGAGGAGGAAGCUGACUGAAGAACCAGCCAAAAGCCUAAUAGUGCAGAAAUGCUAUUGAUAUAAUACUGCUUUUGUUUCUUUCCCAUCUGCCCUGUCCCAAUAUGAUAUGCAUGCCUAACCACUGCAACACUUCAUUCAUCUUCCCUGUCCCAAUAUGAUAUGCAUGCCUAACCACUGCAACACUUCAUUCAUCUUCCCUGUCCCAAUAUGAUAUGCAUACCUAACCACUGCAACACUUCAUUCAUCUUCCCUGUCCCAAUAUGAUAUGCAUACCUAACCACUGCAACACUUCAUUCAUCUUCCCUGUCCCAAUAUGAUAUGCAUACCUAACCACUGCAACACUUCAUUCAUCUUCCCUGUCCCAAUAUGAUAUGCAUACCUAACCACUGCAACACUUCAUUCCCCUAUCAAGUUUUUGGCCAUAUUAAGCCAAUGUAUGUUUAGUUUCCCCCCCUUUGGCUCUUUUCUAGCGCUUAAGCAUAAUAAUGGUUUGCCAUCUGUUUUAAGAGCCCCUUUUAAGAUCAAUGGUAUCAGCUGCUUUGAAUCUAGACUUUUGUUUUUCUCUAAGACAAUUGAAUUGCAAGGUCCUUGUUCCUGCUGCUGAAUGCUAUGCUUUUAUUUUUGUUGUUGUUAGCCGAUUAGCAACACUGUAGAGAUGCACUUUGCUCAACGUCAUACAUGAGUCGUUGCAAUAUUCACUCAUCCUUUGAUUGUUACAAAGAAUCCUCAACUGUAAUCAUUGGUUACCAGAACAUUUAAUGGUUUAUAUUUGCUUGUGUUUCUACCUCCUCAUUAUGGGCUUCAUGUGUUGGGUUUGAAUUGCUUAAUGUCUCCAUUUCAAGUGAAAACACUUAGUCUGGACUAAGGCACAAGUCUGUAAUAAAAAAACGGUUUUACUUGCACAAUAUCCUGAUUGUAAGAAUUCAAAUUCAGACCUUUAAGUGCUUUUGUGGAUGUAUGGCACAUCGCCUGGGAGAGAUGAAAUUAUGCGGCCUUGUUAAUGUAUCAACCCUCAUUGCUGUGUACCUCCCUCUGUAUCUGUCAUACAUUGUGAUACUUGAAUUUUCUUUACGGGGAACAACCAAACAAUGUGUGAGUUGGUUUUGCAUGGCUCGGUGCCCCAGCUGAGGGGUGAUUUCGCUUGAGGACCAAUGGAAUGGUCUAAACAUUUGCAUACUAACCCACCUGGGGCAUCGGGCCAUGCAAAAUGAACUCGCACACGGUCUGUUCUCAUGCAACAAUUUUCAAACUACACAAGUGCAACAUGUUUUAAUUGGUGAAUAAAGUUAACAUGAGAAAUGAAUUUGAUUUUGUUACACUUUAACUCUGCCCCCCCCCCCCCCCCUCGUGUGAAAAAUUGAAGCCUGUUUGCCAUAAUGUCUGAUCCAGAUAUUUAUUGAUUGUUUUUAUCAAGAUUAAAAAAUAUAUAAUCUCAAUUUACUAUGAUCUAAUGAAAUCACGAGGUAUACAUCUGUACAGUACAACUUUCUGUAAAAGUGUUACUGUAAGGUUCUGUAACUGCUAAGAAUGUUCUUGUGUACCACUAUUGCUUAACUUUUAAAUAAAGUUAAACACUGAGUUCA